AGUUCCUAAUGAUCGAUAUAUAGACUAUAUAUGGGAUCCCAAUUAUCUUCUGACAGGAAUUAAUUAUGGAGAUAGAAUUCAAACUAAAAAUAUGCCUAUAUAUUAUCAGAAUCUUCCUAUAUUAUACGAUCAUUAUACUCCACAAAUCUGGGUAGAAAGAAAGAAAGAACAGUUAUGGAGAUGA
Messenger RNA from Funneliformis mosseae, 184 nucleotides. The record is from the annotation of a GenBank genome assembly. NCBI's taxonomy places the organism in Eukaryota, Fungi, Glomeromycota, Glomeromycetes, Glomerales, Glomeraceae.